CUACAAUUAUGGCGCAAUAGUUCCGGUGAUAUUAAUGAUGAGCUAUAUAAAGGCUACUGGAAGGGGAAUUCAGAACACAAAAUUAAUGAACUAUUAGCAGCUUAUGAUUUCUUAAACACCAAUUUGAAUAAUUUCAAUGUGAGCAUAUGGUACAACUCUACUCAUAAGAAUGACGAUGACAACAGUGCUUUUGGCUUGACACGUGUUCCUCGCUCAGUGAAUUUGCGAUUGGAAGGGAAGUACUCGUACAUAUUUCUUGUGGUGGAGCUCAUCCAGGUGCCGUGGUGGCAUUGGUAUGUUGGACCUCAAAAUUACAAUGUCCAUCUGGCUGAGAAAGUAUCAAAUGCCUAUCUUAAAUUUUUGCUUGGUCCAGCUACAAGUAUGCUGUUUGAAUUUGUCAAAGAAAUGCCUAAGCCUGCAACCCAGCUUAAUCUUAGGUCCGAUUUUUCUUCUGCCCUUGGACCACUGUUCUUCACAUGGGUCAUUCUGCAAUUAUUCCCUGUCAUAUUAACUUCUCUGGUUUAUGAGAAGGAACAAAAGCUAAGAAUCAUGAUGAAAAUGCAUGGUCUUGGUGAUGGCCCCUAUUGGACAAUUUCAUAUGCUUAUUUUCUUGUCAUAUCUUCAGCCUACAUGUUAUGUUUCGUGAUAUUUGGCUCAGUAAUAGGUUUAAAAUUUUUCACACUUAAUGACUACAGCAUACAAUUAGUGUUUUAUUUCCUCUACAUAAACUUGCAAAUCUCAUUGGCUUUUCUACUAGCUUCAAUUUUCUCAAAUGUAAAGACUGCUGCAGGGUAUAUUAUGGUCUUUGGAUCUGGACUCCUGGGAGAUUUCUUUUCGAUUUUUUUGUUCAGGAUACAUCAUUUCCUAGAUACAUCAUUUCCAAGAAGGUGGAUUAUUGUUAUGGAGUUAUAUCCUGGCUUUUCUUUGUAUCGUGGCUUAUACGAGUUUGGACAAUAUGCCGUCACGGAAGACUCUAAGGGGACAGAUGGGAUGCGAUGGAGUAACUUAAGUGAUGGCAGUAAUGGGAUGAAAGAAGUUCUUAUUAUUAUGUUUGUGGAGUGGUUGGUGGUUCUUUUCAUUGCGUAUUACAUGGAUCAAGUCGUAGCAUCAGGAAGUGGUGUUGGAAGAAGUCCUUUGUUUUUCCUGAAAAAGCUUCGGAAGAAGCCUUUGUCAUCUGCAUCUAUCAGGAAACCUAUUUUCGAAAGGCAGGGAUCUAAUGUUCUUGUUCAAAUGGACAAACCAGAUGUUUCUCAAGAGAGAGACAAGGUUGAACAUCUGUUACUUGAACCAACAAGUAGUCACGCCAUUGUCUGCGAUAACCUUAAAAAGGUGUACCCAAGAAGAGAUGGAAACCCUGAGAAAUUUGCUGUAAGAGGGAUGUCGCUUGCUUUGCCGAGAGGGGAGUGCUUUGGCAUGCUCGGCCCCAAUGGUGCAGGAAAAACCUCUUUUAUCAAUAUGAUGAUUGGACUUGUAAAACCAAGCUCUGGCACAGCAUAUGUUGAAGGCUUAGAUAUAAGGUCACAGAUGGAUGAAGUAUAUACCAGCAUGGGUGUAUGUCCACAACAUGACCUACUUUGGGAAACCCUAACAGGAAGGGAGCACUUACUUUUCUAUGGAAGACUUAAAAACCUUCGAGGGUCUGCGUUAACCCGGGCAGUGGAAGAGUCCCUCAAGAGUGUUAACUUAUUUCAAGGAGGGGUUCCUGACAAACAGGCUGGAAAAUAUAGUGGAGGAAUGAAAAGGAGGCUUAGUGUUGCCAUCUCACUUAUUGGGGAUCCAAUAGUUGUCUACAUGGAUGAGCCAAGUACUGGACUCGAUCCAGCUUCAAGAAAUAGUUUGUGGGAAUGCUGUGAAACAUGCAAAGCAAAAUCGGGCAAUCAUUCUCACUACUUGCAGUGCAUCGGAAAUCCCAAAGAGCUGAAGGCUAGAUAUGGGGGUUCUUAUGUGUUCACAAUGACGGUGUCUUCAAAUCAUGAUCAGGAAAUAGAGAACUUGGUGCAUAGAUUGUCUCCAAAUGCUAACAAAAUCUACCAUUUAUCUGGAACUCAAAAGUUUGAGCUGCCAAAGCAUGAAGUCAGGAUUGCCGAUGUUUUCCAAGCAGUUGAACACGCGAAGAGCAAAUUCCCAGUUCAGGCAUGGGGCUUAGCUGAUACUACAUUAGAGGAUGUCUUCAUUAAGGUUGCUCACGGGGCUCAAGCAUUUCAAGUGCUUUCA
Molecule: messenger RNA, 2214 nt
Organism: Thlaspi arvense
Lineage: Eukaryota; Viridiplantae; Streptophyta; Magnoliopsida; Brassicales; Brassicaceae
Source: the annotation of a GenBank genome assembly